AUGGUUGUUGUUAAGGUAACCGCCCACGCCCACAAUAGACUUGUGGUCGAUAUAAUGCGUAAUUUGGGGUCUGAAGUUCAAAAACCAGUUGGUAUGGCAGAUGGUUUUGAUAAACAAGGAGAAGCAGUGGAAGGUUUGCAUGACAUUGGUUUUGGAUUUGUUGAAAUUGGUUCCGUGACCCCUAAUCCACAACUUGGAAAUGAAAAAGCUAGAGUUUUUAGGCUUGUAGAAAAUUCAGCAAUUAUAAAUAGGUAUGGAUUUAACAGUGAUGGGCAUGACAAAGUGUAUGAGAGACUACAAUCUUUGAAACAAAAUGAGUCGUUUAGAGUAGUCAUUGGUGUUAAUUUGGGAAAAAAUAAAGACUCGAUAGAUCCAGUUGAUGAUUAUAUUAAAGGUAUUGAAAAAUUUGGACAUGUUGCUGAUUACAUUGUCAUUCAUAUUUCAAGCCCUAACACUCCAGGGCUCCGAGAUUGGUAGAGGAAGGAGCAGCUUGAGGAACUUCUGAGGAAAGUGUUAGUUGCUAGAAACUCAUUAAGUGAUGUGGUCAAACCUCCUCUCCUGCUCAAAUUAGCCCCAGAUUUAAGUUCACAAGAGAAGAAGGAUAUUGUGGAAGUUUUAACAAAACCAGAGUGCCAUGUGGAUGGUCUGAUAAUCUGCAACACCACAGUAGGUCGCUCGCCUGAUCUGUCUGGACCUCAUGCUCAAGAGACAGGUGGCCUCAGUGGACGACCAUUGUCUAACCUCUCUACUCAACUUAUCUCUGAAAUGUACACUGCUACUAAAGGUAAAAUAUCAAUUAUAGGGGUUGGCAGUAUAUUUACUGGAGAAGAUGCAUACAAAAAAUUGGCUGGAGCCAGUCUCAUCCAACUAUACACAGCGUUCACCUAUCAUGGCCCUCCUCGGGUAACACGCAUCAAGAAGGAACUUGAACAUUUACUUCAGUAAGAUACAGUAUUUAGCUAUCAUAUUAUUUAGAGUAAAUUUAUUACAAUUCAGGGUUAA
Molecule: messenger RNA, 1002 nt
Organism: Homalodisca vitripennis (glassy-winged sharpshooter)
Lineage: Eukaryota; Metazoa; Arthropoda; Insecta; Hemiptera; Cicadellidae
Product: dihydroorotate dehydrogenase (quinone), mitochondrial-like
Biological process (GO): 'de novo' pyrimidine nucleobase biosynthetic process; UMP biosynthetic process
Cellular component (GO): cytoplasm; mitochondrial inner membrane
Molecular function (GO): dihydroorotate dehydrogenase activity
Source: RefSeq, a predicted model, not a curated record